Pelobates fuscus (common spadefoot toad) is the source of this 7527-nucleotide messenger RNA. It is a transcript of the gene PATJ, whose product is annotated as PATJ crumbs cell polarity complex component. The transcript has 46 exons. The record is from RefSeq and is a predicted model, not a curated record. Bases 96 to 5717 code for a protein of 1873 amino acids. Gene Ontology annotation, molecular function: protein binding. Lineage: Eukaryota; Metazoa; Chordata; Amphibia; Anura; Pelobatidae.
ACACACCAGGCAAAGUGCAGCUGCUACAGUGUUGGAGUGAUUGGAAAGAGCUGGGAUUGAGUUUUAUUGACGUUUCCCUGUGGAGAUACAUAAAAAUGCCGGAGAUGCCCGACACAGGAACCGCGAAUAUCGACAAACAGGAAGUGCUGGAGAUUGCAGAGCGUUUGCAGGAAAAACUAAAAGCCAGAGGACAGUUUGUCCACAAUGAUACAUUGCAACUCCUACGUGACACUUUGACAAGUCCUCUCUUUAACCAGAUACUAACAGUACAACAGUCUAUCAAACAAUUAAAAGAGCAACUGAACCGUAUGCCAGCUGACCGCUCUGCGGAAUUCGAUUUCACAAAGAAAGGUUUAUUGGUAUUUGAAGCGGGCAACACAACGCAAUUGCCAAACAAGAACGCCUCUUUGUCCUUUGACAACUUUGUUUCGUCUAGAUUAUGUCAUGUCGGUCCUAACUCAGGAGACGAUGCAUUUAGCCAAAAACUCCAACAGAUGGCAAAGGGCAGGAAAAUUGAAUAUAUCGAUAUAGAAAAGCCUUCUGUAGGAGGCCUUGGGUUUAGUGUGGUUGCGCUAAAGAAUCCCAACGUGGGAGAGGCAGGAGUGUUUGUCAAAGAAGUUCAACAAGGAACCAUAGCAGACAGGGAUGGACGUCUUAAAGAAGGUGACCAGCUUUUAGCUAUCAAUUCCACUCUGCUGGAUAUGAACGUAUCCCACCAGGAGGCCAUUACAUUGCUUCAGCAAUCGUCCGGUUCUAUAUAUCUGGUCAUCGCUAAACAACUAGUUCCAAGUGAUGUGCAUUCACCAACUCAGUCUCUGGGCAGCUCUAUCUGCUGGGGACAUGUGGAAGAGAUUGAACUCAUUAAUGAUGGUUCUGGAUUGGGAUUUGGUAUAGUCGGAGGAAAAGCGAGCGGUGUAAUUGUCAGAACAAUUGUACCUGGGGGACUGGCUGACCGGGAUGAAAGAUUACGGACGGGGGAUUACCUCUUGCAGAUUGGAGACACCAAUGUCCAGGGCAUGACUAGUGAUCAAGUGGCUCAGGUUUUGCGAACCUGUGGGAAUUCAGUAAAGAUGGUAAUAGCUAGGAAUCCUGUUGGAAGGCCAUUGGUCAAACCCCCACCACCUCCAGCACCAGCUACCUUGCCAGUAGGUUCAGUACCACCCACGGAAUCCAAAAGUAGUAAUCUUGAAAGUGGGGAUAAUGAUACAUAUGAUAUAACUCUCACAAAAAGUGAAGGCCAAAGCUUGGGGAUAACAGUAGUUGGUUACACAGGAGCUGUAAGUGGAGGUUCUUCGGGAAUUUUUGUAAAAAGUAUUAUACCCGGUAGUGCAGCAGAACAAAAUGGUCGCAUAAAAGUUCAUGACCGGAUAGUGGCUGUCAAUGGUUUUGACAUUCAGGGAUUUUCAAAUCAGGAUGUUGUUACGGCAUUACGAAAUACUGGUCAAACUGUGCAUCUCACCCUGUCCCGAAAUAAUAUGCCUGAUGAUUCAUUCCCUCCAGACAAAUCCCCUGCAAGAGAAAUACCGGUUGUGUCAGAGUUCCCCCUGACAGCCGUGCCACCAAAGUCUGAGUCUAACAAAGUCCCCGAAGCUCGUGUGUCCGUCUCAGAGAACCAAGUGGAGGUGGAUAACCAUCAAAAUGAAAUGAGAGCAGAACCUCUUCCUCCUGAGAUCAAAGCGUUGAAGUCCAAGUGGGAGAAACGAUUGGGCCCAGAUUAUCUUGUCAUGGUUGUUGAUCUCGAUCCCAAGAUUGAGGAUGAUGCUGAAUUGCAGAAAUACUCGAAGCUACUUCCUAUCCAUACGAUGAGGCUAGGAGUUGAGCUGGACUCAUUUGAUGGCCAUCACUACAUAUCAUCCAUUGCCCCCGAGGGCCCAGUAGCCAAACUUGGGAUUUUGCAGCCGGAAGAUGAGCUUUUAGAGGUGAACAGUGUACAAUUAUAUGGCAAAUCCCGCAGGGAAGCAGUUUCGUUCCUAAAAGAAGUACCUCCUCCUUUUACACUGGUUUGCUGUCGACGCUUGGUUGAAGACGAGAAUGAAUCCUUUGACGAAACCAAGGCACCGAACAUACAAGUUGAACCGCCUGAAGACCCCAGGGAUCUAGUUUUCCAGCAGCCGCCACAGCAGCGUGCAGAUAGUGAAUAUGAAAAGGUUAUACCAGCUACAAACUUAACAACUGAAGACGAUGAUGGAGAGUUAGCCAUGUGGUCAUCGGAAGUUAAAGUUGUGACGCUGGAGAAGGACAAUAGAGGGCUUGGAUUCAGCAUUUUAGAUUAUCAGGAUCCGUUAGAUCCAGAACGAACCGUCAUUGUAAUACAGUCACUGGUAUCAGGUGGUGUGGCAGAGGAAAGUGGUCUGAUUCUGCCCGGUGAUCGUUUGGUCUUUGUAAAUGACAAUUAUAUGGAUAAUGCCUCAUUGGAUGAUGCUGUUGAUAUAUUAACAUCUGUGCCACCGGGAAAGGCUCGCCUGGGCAUUUGCAAGCCAACAGUGACUGACUUUUCAGAGGAUACGGGAAAUUUUAUUGAAACCGAAGAAGAAUCUGACGAAAUCUCAGAUGUUGUCACUGCAGAUUUAAGAGCAGAACGUUACAUUUACCAUCCGGAAUAUGAAGAGGAGGCUUACAUUGAGGAAACACAAGAGGAGCUGGUUGAUGAACCGUCAUUGGUCAUGGGGAGAGUGUUUAAUACACAGAUCACCGAAAGCCAGCUUCUACAAGACUCCUGGGAAAUGCAGGAACUUGGGAGAUUUGGGGAAGAGCGAGAGAUGCUGGUAGAUGAGGAAUAUACUGAGCCAGAAUUUGCCCAUCUUGACAGCAAUAAUUAUGUUCUGCAUUCACCGUCCAUGGGACAGGAGCCGCGAUAUAAUCAGCCAUGGGUGCACGAAACUUCCACAGAACACUUUGAUGCAGGAUUACCUUUCUUUGAGAACACCACACAAGGUAAUGCGCUUGUGGACGACGAUGAUGUAAAUGUUGACAUGGAAACAGAAGCAGAUCAAGGCCAGAUUUUCAAUCUCAAAGAACCUGGGGUUAUUUUUGAUCCAGAUGCCAUAGCACUACAAGCUGAUUUUGGAAAGGAGAAAGGUUUCUCUGGACCUCUCCAUCAACCGAUGCCAAGAACACAGUUGCCACUAUCGUCCAAAGAGAGCAGCGAAUUACCUGAACGAGAGGAAGGAGAGGGAGAAGAGACACCUACACUUAGUCACUGGGGUCCCCCACGAGCUGUCAAAAUUUGGAAAGAGCCUCAAGUUUCCCUUGGGAUCAGUAUUGUUGGUGGACAAACUGUUAUAACUCGCCUGAAGAAUGGGGAAGACCUCAAAGGGAUAUUUAUUAAGCAAGUUUUGGAUGACAGUCCUGCUGGCAGAUCGAAUGCUUUGAAAACUGGAGACAAAAUAAUAGAGGUCUCUGGUGUUGAUUUAAGGAGUGCAACACAUGACGAAGCAGUUGAAGCAAUAAAAAAAUCAGGGAAUCCAGUGGUUUUUGUCAUUCAGAGCCUACUGAGUACUCCUAGGUUGGUCUCCCUGGGAAACUCUAAGGCAUCCAAGCAAGACAAUGUAAGCACAAGCCCAGCACAAACAAGCAUGUCUCCAAUCCCUUUAAUGUCCCCUGGCGGACCACCACCUCCACCAAUGAAGCUGCCACCCCCGUAUAAAGAGCUUGCUGCCUCGAUGAAUCCUGAAAUGGAUUUAGAACUAGAGGAGAGCAAUGAGAAAAUAAGGCAGAAGUAUGCCGACCUCCCGGGUGAGCUGCACAUUAUCGAGUUAGAAAAGGAGCAGAAUGGACUGGGGCUCAGUCUGGCUGGUAACAAGGAUCGCUCACAAAUGAGCAUCUUCAUUGUGGCCAUUAACCCUGAUGGACCAGCUGGAAGGGACGGACGCAUUCAAGUGGGCGAUGAGCUCCUGGAGUUGAACAAUCAAGUCUUGUAUGGAAAAAGUCACCAGAAUGCGUCGGCAAUCAUCAAAAGUGCCCCGUCCAAAAUGAAACUGGUGUUUAUAAGGAAUAGAGAUGCCUUCCUGCAGAUGGCCAUUAAUCCGAGUCCAUUACCACCCAGCUCCCAGCUAUCUAAUCAGGAGCAAUCAGGCCUUGCGGUUUCCAGCAGAGAGGAAGAACGAUUGGGAGAUCUUAUGAAAAGCUUAACAGACUCCGAAACGAAAAUCAAAUUUAACAACCAGAUGGUGGCUGCGGCAGAGGAAAACGUGCUGGAUCAGCUUGCAAGUCAGCUGAAGCAAUCAAGAAAUAAUCCAAAUAUCCCAUACAAUCCACAGGAAGUAUAUCUGGCCCCAUCGCCUCCCUAUUUAAAAGGAGAACCAGAGACAUUCAGUCAGAGACCUGCGUCAUCUCCUAUGGUCUCCUUUGAUCCAGCCACAUGCCCAAUUAUUCCUGCACAAGAAAUGAUUAUAGAAAUCUCCAAGGGUCGCUCGGGUCUUGGUCUCAGCAUUGUGGGGGGGAAAGAUACCCCUCUUGAAGCCAUAGUAAUUCAUGAAGUUUAUGAGGAAGGAGCAGCAGCGAGAGAUGGCAGACUUUGGGCUGGCGAUCAGAUUCUUGAAGUUAAUGGCGUGGAUUUACGGAAUGCUUCUCACGAGGAAGCUAUCACUGCUCUAAGGCAAACUCCCCAGAAGGUCCAGCUGGUUGUGUACAGAGAUGAGGCUCAGUAUAAAGAUGAGGAGAACCUGGAGAUCAUAUAUGUAGAACUGCAGAAGAAACCUGGCAGGGGACUCGGGCUGAGCAUUGUGGGUAAAAGAACUGGUAGUGGAGUGUUCAUCUCCGAUAUUGUCAAAGGGGGCGCCGCGGACUAUGACAGGAGACUAAUGCAAGGGGAUCAGAUCCUGUCGGUUAACGGUGAGGAUUUGAGAAAUGCUUCUCAAGAAACUGUAGCUGCUAUUUUAAAGUGUGCUCAAGGACUUGUGUAUCUGGAGAUUGGAAGACUACGAGUCGCGUCUUGGCCGUCAUCCAGAAAGUCAUAUUCAGGCAGUGAGGUCAGCCAGAGGAGUUCUCCGACCCCCGUCUAUCCUUUACCUUCCGUUUCUUCCAGUCUACAAAAUGUUGUUUUUAAGAAACCCUCUCCAGAAUCUUCAAAUAGGAAUUCAGGUGCAGAAUUGGAGCCAAGAACUGUGGAGAUAACCAGGGGCCCAAAUGAUGCCCUUGGAAUCAGCAUAGCAGGGGGGAAAGGCAGCCCUUUGGGAGAUGUGCCCGUUUUCAUUGCUAUGAUACAAGCUAGCGGGGUAGCAGCGCGUACAAACAAGCUGAAAGUUGGGGAUCGCAUUGUGAGUAUAAACAAGCAACCCCUGGAUGGCCUUUCUCAUGCGGACAUAGUCAAUAUAUUGAAGAAUGCAUACGGAUGUAUUAUCUUGCAGGUUGUAGCUGAUACAAAUAUUAGUGCAAUCGCCAGCCACCUGGAAAACAUGUCUAUAGGUCAGAACACAGCUGCCGAACCACAUUCAGAGGAAGCAGAGUCCCCUAUACCCAAAGUGAUCCAUUUGGAGAAGGGCCAGGAUGGGCUUGGAUUUAGCAUCGUAGGGGGCUUUGGAAGUCCUCAUGGUGACCUGCCAAUUUAUGUCAAGACUAUAUUUUCAAAGGGAGCAGCCGUUGUCGAUGGGAGGCUGAAACGAGGAGACCAGAUAUUAUCAGUCAACGGAGAGAGCUUGGAAGGGGUCUCUCAUGAAGAAGCAGUGGCUAUCUUAAAACGCCAAAAGGGAAAUGUAACUCUUACUGUGCUGUCAUAACUUGUAGCUAUUCUGAGCAUUGAUUGGUGAGGACCCCACUGGUCCCUAUCGAACAGAAUGUGUGCAUACAUCAUUUAUUAUUCUAGGACAGUGAUGAGUAACCUUUUGAACUGUGGCUGCUGUGGAUUAUCUAUCUCAAGAUUCUCAGCCAGCCAUACACAACAUCCAGAGGUUGAUCAUUAUUUCAGGAAAUCUGAGUCAAAUAUGAUUAAAAACACUCUGUCCUCACUAGCCAAACAUUCAUAUGGCUUUUAAUGCUGCUUGCUUGAUUAAAUGUAAGGCACAUUGAUACAGAUAGCUACAUUAUUAUCUAUAGCCGUCAAGUCUUCCAAUGUCCACCGUGGCUAUAAGGUCACUUGUUUUGCGCGGGUUUACGAUAUAUUUUGCCCAAGCUUGCAUUUCCUAUGCUGUUUUUUGCAGAUGCUGCUGUAGAUGUAAAGAUUAUUUGUUAAUAUAUAAAAUUAAAAUGCUGCAGAGUUUAAUAUAAAAUAUUUUCUGUAAAGAUACGACGACUGUGACAGUUAUAGUAUUUAUUGAUUGAUGUCAAAAAUCUUUUUCCCUCUUCAUAACAGAGCCAAAUAUUUGAAUCCCAAUGUGACACACGACAUGCCAGAGCCAAUCAGCCAAACCCCCCAGUCAUGAAGAGGUUAAAGCAUAGCUUGCCCUGUCCUGAUCAUAUGGGAUUGUACCCUUAAGAGCAGGGCUGUGACCCGCCAGCUGUUGAACGGAAAAUCCUACUGUCCCCAGCCACCAUACGUUUUCAUGGGGAUGAUGUGAGGUGUAAUGAAACACCUGGGUUGGCUCAUAGCUCUCACACCCCUUAUAGAGACACGCUGUGCACCCAACUUGUAGAUCUGAAAAUGGUAUUGACAUUUAAUUUCCAUCAAGUAGCACGGCCUCCUUAAUUCUAGUGGCUUAAGUGUUCUUUUUGGGAAAUGCAGUGCUUAAUGCUUAGUAAUUAACCUUAAAUCAUGUAGAAAAAUGCAGAUGAUAUUUACUAACUAAUUUUAUUUAUUAAGCAGUGAAUUUGUUCAGGGGAACAAAAGUGUACGUCAGGAGAACGUUAACACGUUAGAUCAUUUGUUCAGUCACCUUCACUGUUUUGCGAAUUAAAAACUCAAGAGGUGGGACAUUGAAGGGUUAAAAUCUCAUGGCUUUAUAUGCAGCAUAUAGACUGUGGGUUGUGCACUAUAUAUAUUUUUAUAAUCUGUUUUGAAAUAGUUUAGAUUAUAUUUUUAAUUUCUGUUGUAUCCUGUCUCUCUUGGCACAGACAGGAUAGAAUGUAAAUUAAUUUAACCCCCAUAAUGCUGGGCGUACAGGGGUCACAAGAACGCAAGCUUGGCACUUUGUAAAGAACACCUGUACUCAUAUUGCAUUUCUCAAGAGAUGCUCAAAGUUCCAUGAGCAUUGAGAAAAGAGGUCAUCCUGCUCCUUUGUUCAUCCUGAUAAAGUGUUUAUUGGGGCUUAGAACAGGUCCACCUUAAAUUUGCAAAUGUCCCUUUUUCCGCUUUUCACCUCAUUGAUGAGAGACCCUAUUCUCGAUGCACGUCGCACUACUGUAUAUUAUAUUUCAUUGUCUCGCCAAGCACAGCCUGAUUGCUGUGGCUAUUUACACACACAUUAUUAGAAUGUUGGAGAACCUUUUUCUGAAUAGCUUCCCAACCAAAAUGACUCAUUUUUCAGUGUAAUAUUAUUGGAAUUAUCCAGUUCUUCCUGACCUUGAGUUAAUCAAGAUUCUUUAUAUAUUUAUGUGUAUAUAAGUGGUGAAAGUAAAUGGAUUCAUUCUAUUUAAGGCUGGAAAAAGAUUCAA